Messenger RNA from Adineta steineri, 918 nucleotides. The record is from the annotation of a GenBank genome assembly. Lineage: Eukaryota; Metazoa; Rotifera; Eurotatoria; Adinetida; Adinetidae.
AUGGCACCAUUGACAUUAACCGAAAAGUACGAUGAUUUAGUUCGAUGUGCUGACCAACCUUUGUCAUCUUAUGAUAAAUUGAAUAAAAAAAAUGAAUCAGUAUCAGCAUCAACUCUAUUCAAUGGUGAUAUUCGUACGAAAUUAGCACGACGUCUAAAAAUACAAUUUCAUUCAUAUUCUGAAGCAGCGAAUAGAUGUCAACAAAAAUUUCCUAAUCGAAAACCAAGCAAUCGAAAUAAAACUCAUACAAAUGCUUAUUUGAGAGAUAGUGGAUUAUUAUCUUUUGAGACAAGUUCAACAUUUUCUCUUAAUAACAUAUCGAAAAUAAAUAUACCUGACUUUUAUGUGUUUUGUACAUCUAAAUAUACAAAUCGUAAACAACAACAAAUAGAUUAUGAUCGUGUAAGAAAAUAUAUAAGAGCAACAAUACAAACAUCACCAUAUAGAAUGUUAAUAUUUAAACAAGCUUUGAAAGAAUGUUGUCGAUGUGGGAAUUAUUAUCAACUAGAGAGUCUAUGUUUAGCAGCUGAUACAACUAUUGAGAAGAUUCAUUUUGAUAAUAAUGAUACUAUACUUCAUGAAUGUAUCAAAUUAAAUAAUAAACAACUGACAAGAGAACUUAUUAAAUUUAAAUUUAAUAUAGAUGUUGAUGGAGAACUGGGUACACCACUAGUCACAGCAAUUCAUUAUAAUAUAUUUUGGGCGGUGGAGAUAUUGCUGAAAAAUGGAGCCAAUUUAACUAAACGUCAUAUUGAUUGGCCAUACUUGACACUCUAUGAAUAUUGUAUACAAUUUGCAAAAAUUGAUAUAAAAAUUAUGAUCAAUAAUUAUAUUACAUCGUUAAUUCAUAAACAUAAAUAUACAAUUAUUCAAAAAUUAAUAAAGGAUGGUUGGAAUAUUCAUUUGAAAAAAAGAUGA